AUGGCUCCCAAGAUCGCUAUUGUCUACUACUCGACCUACGGUCACAUCGUCAAGCUCGCUGAGGCCGAGAAGAAGGGUAUUGAGGCUGCUGGUGGAAAGGCCGAUAUCUUCCAGAUCGAGGAGACUCUUUCUCAGGAUGUCCUCACCCUGAUGCACGCCCCUGGCAAGGCCAGCUACCCCGUCGUUGAGCCCCAGACCCUCCUCGAGUACGAUGCCAUUCUCUUCGGUAUCCCCACCCGUUACGGUAACUUCCCUGCCCAGUGGAAGACCUUCUGGGACAAGACUGGCAGCAUCUGGGCCACCGGUGGUUUCUGGGGAAAGUACGCCGGUCUCUUCAUCUCCACCGGUACCCAGGGUGGUGGUCAGGAGUCCACUGCUCUCGCCUCCAUGAGCACGCUUGCUCACCACGGCUUCAUCUACGUCCCUCUCGGCUACAAGACCGCCUUCGCUCAGCUCUCCAACUUGUCCGAGAUCCACGGUGGUAGCCCCUGGGGUGCCGGUACCUUCGCCGGUGCCGACGGCUCUCGCCAGCCCAGCGCUCUCGAGAUCGAGCUUGCUGAGAUUCAGGGCAAGUCUUUCUACGAGCACGUCGCCAAGGCUUUCUCUGCUAAGAAAGAAGCGGCACCCAACACGACCCAGGCUCCUGCUGCGGCAGCACAGACUGAAAAGAAGGAAUCUCAGGAGAACAGCGAGGAGGGAGGUCCCUGCGGUCUGCCGAAGAAAUGCAACAUACUUUGA
Messenger RNA from Paecilomyces variotii, 738 nucleotides. Its product is annotated as putative NADH-quinone oxidoreductase. NCBI's taxonomy places the organism in Eukaryota, Fungi, Ascomycota, Eurotiomycetes, Eurotiales, Thermoascaceae. Bases 1 to 738 code for a protein of 245 amino acids. The transcript is spliced from 5 exons. The record is from RefSeq and is a predicted model, not a curated record. Gene Ontology annotation, molecular function: NAD(P)H dehydrogenase (quinone) activity; FMN binding.